AUGCCCAAGAGACUAAGCAAAGAGUAUUCCAGCAUAAAGCCCACCAAUUGGAAGGGACUACCGUCUGCUUCAGGUGAGCCAGGCAUCUUCGACGACACCCCAAAGUCCAAGCCCAAGAAGAAGGGUAUCUACAUCCAUGGAGAGCCAACAAGCAACCCAGACGUGUUCGGCAGACUGUUGAAGUACGGGUACUCCGACACUCCCCAACUCGAUAACGAUAACGACGACGAGUUUGAGAGUGGACUCAUCAAGAUCGACGAGUUGGAACUCCCCCAGUCCCUGAAGUUGCCGCCAUUGACAGAACCCGAACCACAGGUCGAAUUGCCGUCGUCUUCCAGCGACGACCAGGACGAGCCUGGAGAGCUUACGGUGCAGCUGAUCGAGGGUGUGGUACAGCGGCUCAACAAGUACAAAAGCUCCCAGAUUGACGUUAUCAAACAGAAGUUUGAGCAACAUAAGUUCCCGGCUCCAAUCGUGUCCAAAAAGGCGCUUUUGAAGCGGGCAGGAGCCCACACAGGCAUGAUCUCCAAGAUGUUGAAGGGCAAGUGUGAAGAUUCCCACUACUACAACUUGGCCAAGAAGCAGCACCAGGUGUCGGACCAGGACACCAUGUCUAGCACCGAGAAGUGGAACAUUAACUGGGAGAUCUUCUACGGUGGCUACUACGGGAUCAAGCGCCAGCUGAUCAUCGGAAACAUGAUAAACAAGCAGUUCCAGAGAAACCUACGGUCAGCAGCGAAAAAGAACCAGACUGUCUCCUACUGGACCACGUCUGCCUUCUCGACGUAUGUGCUAGCGAACGAGAUAAUUAUCCGGUUGGUGAUGGAGGACACCGGCUGUGGUAUCGACGAAGCAAUAGAAUUAAUGCACCAAAGCAUCGAGUAUGGUCUAAUAGUGGCCGACUCGAUCGACGUGGAUGACGAUGUCGAGCUAGAAGGCAGGGAGUCAGAAGUGGACCACAAGAAAGAGGACACCAAAGACAUUGAGGGCGACAACAGCGACAAUGAAGGGCCUGUGACGAAAAAGCCGAAGAUGACGCUCAUUGACGAGUUGGUCAAUGAUGUGAGCUAG
Molecule: messenger RNA, 1071 nt
Organism: Suhomyces tanzawaensis NRRL Y-17324
Lineage: Eukaryota; Fungi; Ascomycota; Pichiomycetes; Serinales; Debaryomycetaceae
Exons: 1
Coding region: 1-1071 (356 amino acids)
Source: RefSeq, a predicted model, not a curated record